Molecule: messenger RNA, 918 nt
Organism: Ilex paraguariensis (yerba mate)
Lineage: Eukaryota; Viridiplantae; Streptophyta; Magnoliopsida; Aquifoliales; Aquifoliaceae
Source: the annotation of a GenBank genome assembly
AUGGGUUACAGUGAUCCAGAUAAGUUAAUUGAGAAUGAAAGAGCUAACAAGGACUUCGGCAAGAAUCAUAAAGUUGCAAUUGAUGAUUUUGAUGUUUCCUUGCCAUGUGAACGGUUCCCUUGCAUCACUUUGGGUCAUGCUCCAGUGGUGGAAUUGUAUGAUGAGAUGACAUGUUCCUCUGGAAAUAGUGGGCUUUUGGCAGCUCAGACUUGUAAAAGAUUUUUCCCUAGUCCUAUCACCUCGAUGUGGGAUCCAGAUUGUCUCACUCAAGCAUGGCCUUCCUUAUAUCCGAAACUGCCAGAUGUGGACUCUUCACAAAGAGAAGAAAAUUUUGCCACUUCUAUGUUCACUCAGUCCCAAACUAUGAAGAAACAAGUGGAACAAGAUUUACAAACCACUAUGGAUGAACCUUCCUCCAGAUCUGGGCUUGGAACCCAACAAAGUGCUGUAUCAGUUGAACUGAUUCUUGAUAAAAGUAUCAGUUCGAUACCUGGAUUGAGUAAGAGACAGUGCCGUCAGCUGGAAAGCUGUGGCUUCCACACGUUGCGGAGAUUGCUGCAUCAUUUUCCUCGGACCUAUGCUGAUCUACAAAAUGCACAGGUUGGAAUUGAGGAUGGGCAGUACCUCAUUUUUGUUGGGAAGAUCUUAUCCUCCAGGGGAAUUAAGGCUAGUUAUUCCUUCUCAUUUCUUGAGGUGGUUGUGGGUUGUGAGGUUGUAGACAUUGAAUCAACUUCUGGGCACAUGGUGGAUGAAAUUGAUAGUGGAAGCAAGAGAAUGAUAUACUUACAUUUAAAGAAAUUUUUUCGAGGUACUCGUUUCACUUUUCAACCUUUUCUCAGAAGUCUUCAGGAGAAGUAUAAAGAAGGAGAUAUUGUAUGUGUUAGUGGUAAGGUGAGUUCACGAAUUUCUUUGUUGUAG